CUAGCUAUAAAAGUUUAGGUCAGUGUUAACUCAUGGGAAACCGGCGGAAGUGAAGAACUUGCAUCAGAAACAUGGCUGGUGAAAGCGAAACGACAACUCAGAACCAAGUUCAAACUAAACAACCACAUUUAUCUAAACAGGAUAUUACAAAUUUAGAUGUCAAAUCUUUAACACCAUUAUCACCUGAUGUGAUAAGUAGGCAAGCAACAAUCAAUAUAGGAACUAUCGGCCAUGUAGCUCAUGGAAAAUCUACUGUUGUAAAAGCAAUCUCUGGUGUCCAGACUGUCAGAUUUAAAAAUGAAUUGGAAAGAAAUAUUACAAUCAAAUUAGGUUAUGCAAAUGCAAAGAUUUAUCAAUGUGAUAAUGAUGCCUGUCCUCGGCCAGACUGCUAUAGGUCCUGUGGCAGUGCUAAAGAUGAUUCUUUUGUUUGUGACAGACCUGGAUGUGGAGGCAGAUUCAGGUUGAAAAGACACGUGUCUUUUGUGGAUUGUCCUGGUCACGAUAUUCUUAUGGCUACUAUGUUGAACGGAGCAGCUGUCAUGGAUGCAGCAUUGCUUAUGAUAGCUGGCAAUGAGUCUUGCCCCCAGCCCCAAACCUCAGAACAUUUGGCAGCUGUUGAAAUAAUGAAGCUGAAGCAUAUACUUAUUUUACAAAAUAAAAUUGACCUGGUGAAAGAAUCCCAAGCCAAAGAACAGUAUGAACAGAUCCAAGCAUUUGUUAAGGGAACUGUGGCUGAAGGUGCUCCUGUUGUUCCAGUGUCUGCUCAGCUUAAAUAUAAUAUUGAUGUCAUCUGUGAAUAUAUCAUCAAACGUAUUCCUGUACCUGUUAGGGAUUUUUUGUCAGAACCACGGCUUAUUGUUAUUCGAUCUUUUGACGUGAAUAAGCCUGGCUGUGAAGUAGAUGAUAUUCUUGGUGGUGUGGCAGGUGGUUCAAUUCUUAGAGGUGUUCUUAAGAUCAACCAAGAGAUAGAAGUUCGACCUGGUGUUGUGUCCAGAGAUCAGGAAGGAAAGUUGACCUGCAGACCAAUCUUUUCUAAAAUUGUGUCUUUGUUUGCUGAACAGAAUGAUCUACAGUAUGCAGUACCUGGUGGAUUGAUAGGUGUUGGCACAAAGAUGGAUCCAACUCUUUGUCGUGGUGAUCGUCUUGUGGGUCAAGUACUUGGUGCUGUGGGUGCUCUGCCAGACAUUUUUACUGAACUUGAAAUUUCCUUCUUUUUGCUGAGAAGAUUACUGGGAGUGAAAACUGAAGGAGACAAAAAGGGUGCCAAGGUUCAAAAACUGAGCAAAAAUGAAAUUUUGAUGGUAAAUAUUGGCUCCCUCUCAACUGGCGGACGUGUUUUGGCAGUCAGGGCUGAUUUGGCUAAAAUUGGAUUAACAGCUCCUGUAUGUACAGAAGUAGGAGAAAAAAUAGCACUCAGCCGUCGUGUGGAAAAACAUUGGCGACUUAUUGGUUGGGGACAGAUAAGACGAGGUGUGAAGAUAACUCCAGACUCCUAAGUAGCAGGGCAGUACAAUCUUCUAGAAUGGCACCAGUUUGGAGCAUUUAGUCAAAGACUUCUCAACCUAUUAGUGAUGGGGAAGGGGGAAGAAACAAUCAAUAAAUGAUUGAUCUGUAUAAGCAAAUGUUACAUUUUUAAUUGAGGUUAUUGGUGUCAUAUAGUGUACUUCAUCUUGUUGUGGUCCGUCUUUUUUUUCUUAAUUAAAGAAAAUUAUUGUAAAAUCUCAAA
Biomphalaria glabrata is the source of this 1726-nucleotide messenger RNA. RefSeq names its product eukaryotic translation initiation factor 2 subunit 3. Lineage: Eukaryota; Metazoa; Mollusca; Gastropoda; Planorbidae. The record is from RefSeq and is a predicted model, not a curated record. Gene Ontology annotation, cellular component: eukaryotic translation initiation factor 2 complex; cytosol. The transcript is spliced from 13 exons. Bases 72 to 1496 code for a protein of 474 amino acids. Gene Ontology annotation, molecular function: translation initiation factor activity; tRNA binding; GTPase activity. Gene Ontology annotation, biological process: formation of translation preinitiation complex; positive regulation of translational fidelity.